Molecule: messenger RNA, 525 nt
Organism: Penicillium odoratum
Lineage: Eukaryota; Fungi; Ascomycota; Eurotiomycetes; Eurotiales; Aspergillaceae
Exons: 1
Coding region: 1-525 (174 amino acids)
Source: RefSeq, a predicted model, not a curated record
AUGCUGUUGUCACGUACUGCCUACCGCGCUGCCCUCCUUCACUUAACUGUCAACCCACUCCUCGCUCGUGCCGUUAUUCUCGGCACUUUGAAAGCCCCCUCACACGUCCCAGCCCCGAGCUCAAGGCUAUACAACGUCCUCUUCCCCCAGUGCUCGCCUCUCGCAAACACCUGUGAACAAAGUCGUCAGGCCCACACCAUGUCUUCACCCAACGAGCCCCCGAAGCAGGAUACCCAGCCUCAGUCAGAAGAAGUCUCCCCGCCAUCAGAGCAACUUUACCUUCCCUCCAGCGAAUCCGCCGAUCAAACACAUCGCCUCGACGUCAGUGCUGAAGGUGGCUCUACAGUCAGCCUUGGUCAUUUGGGACCGAUGGUUGUCAACGUAGAUGGAACACUCGCACAGAUUGGAAACUGGGACAAGAUGACGGAGAUCGAGCAGAAGAACACACUACGGAUCUUGGGCAAGCGGAAUAAACAGCGACUGGAUGCUCUGAAGGCUGCGGAAGCCGCGAAGGAACAGAAAUAA